AUGGCGGGAGGCAAAAUCAAGAGAGAGCGGCCGCAGAGAGGCGGCGCCGGGGCAUCCAACCCUCAUUUUCAAGGGGGUAUUCCUUUCCAUAAGUCGAAGGGCCAGCACAUACUGAAAAACCCGCUCUUGAUCGACUCAAUCGUUCAGAAAUCCGGCAUAAAACCCACCGAUGUCAUCCUCGAGAUAGGUCCCGGCACCGGUAACCUCACUAAAAAGCUUCUCGAAGCCGGAAAGUCCGUGAUUGCGGUGGAGCUUGAUCCUCGUAUGGUGCUCGAGCUGCAACGCCGAUUCCAAGGAACCCCAUAUUCGAACCGAUUGAAGGUAAUACAAGGAGAUAUCCUGAAAUGCGACUUGCCGUAUUUCGACAUCUGUGUUGCCAACAUCCCGUAUCAGAUCUCUUCCCCUCUUACCUUCAAGCUGCUCUCCCACCGGCCCCUCUUCAGGUGUGCCGUGAUCAUGUUCCAGCGAGAGUUUGCCAUGCGCCUGGUGGCCCAUCCGGGGGACACGCUCUACUGCCGCCUCUCAGUCAACACUCAGCUCCUUGCCCGCGUCAACCACUUGCUGAAAGUCGGGAGGAAUAAUUUUCGGCCACCACCAAAAGUCGACUCGUCUGUGGUCAGAAUCGAGCCUCGAAAGCCCCUCCCGCCCGUUAACUUCAAAGAGUGGGAUGGCCUUGUCCGAAUCUGCUUCAACCGCAAGAACAAAACUUUGGGCUCCAUAUUCAGGCAGAAGAGCGUGCUUUCCUUGCUCGAGAAGAAUUACAAGACGCUGCAGGCUUUACAGCUGGCGCCCGACGGGCGUCAGGAGGAUGAUGAUGCAGAGAUGGCCGCGUGUGUUUCGGCUCUUGGGGACACUCUCGGUGGGAUGAGUGUCGAUGGUAAAGACGAUAGUGACAAUGAUGAUGAUAAUGAGAUGGAGAUGGAUGAUGGGGAAAAUGAUAAUAUCAAUGGUGCAAAGGGCUCGGAUUUUAAGAAUAAGGUUUUGGGGGUGUUGAAGAGCGGAGGGUUCGAGGAGAAGAGGUCAUCGAAGCUGGCGCAGGCAGAUUUUAUGCACCUACUAUCGUUGUUCAAUAAGGCUGGGAUUCAUUUUUCGUAG
Messenger RNA from Striga hermonthica, 1095 nucleotides. The record is from the annotation of a GenBank genome assembly. NCBI's taxonomy places the organism in Eukaryota, Viridiplantae, Streptophyta, Magnoliopsida, Lamiales, Orobanchaceae.